UAUAAUCCAUUUCCAUUUUAUUACGAGGAGAAAUCGAGGGUUUAAGCGAAGCUGGGUGCCGCCGGCUAAGCCUCAGCCUGGACUGCAAGCAAUCUGAAUGCCAAAUCCAUUGCCGCCAUGCCUUCAACCUUCUCCCGCUACUUUGCCACCAAGUUCAAGUACUCCGUCUCUCUCUAUCGGAAGACAUAUGGACAAGGCCCAAUUUUGACUGCUAAGGGACUGGAUACCAUAUUUAGAAAUGUUUUUAUAGAAAAAUUGACUUUCUUGCACUACAACAAAGGAAAAGAAAUGGCCCCUACAUUAGGGAUGAGCGGCGGAACUCUUCUUGUUCGGAAAAUUCCAGCUGCAGAUCCAACGAAAGUUUAUGUUGGAGAUGUGGUAGUCCUGAAGGACCCUAAGAGCUCAGAUGAUUAUAUUGUCCGAAGGCUGGCUGCCACCGAAGGAUAUGAAAUGGUUUCUAGUGAUGACAAGGAUGAACCUUUUGUCCUUGAGAAGGAUGAAUGUUGGGUAGUAUGUGACAAUGAAGAACUAAAACCUAAGCAGGAAGCCUAUGAUAGCCGAACAUUUGGCCCUGUUAAUAUUACGGACAUAAUUGGUAGAGCCAUAUAUUGCCUAAGAAGUGCAGUGGACCAUGGUCCUGUAUAUAAUAGUGAUUUUAGUGCUGAAGAGGAUGCCUCUGUUUUAGCCAUGGAACUUGAUGUUGAUGAGAUGGCAAGAACUCAUAGAGAAUAACUAAAAAUUGAGGUGCCACCCCAUCAGUUUCUCUGUCCACACCCAUGCCGUCAUCUCCUUUCCCUAGCCCUAAAUUCUCAUAAAAGCAAGGUAAGUUUCUAAAAAUCAACCUUUAACUGAUAUUAGCUUGCAGAACACUCUGCUUGUUGAGGCUAGUUGAUCUCCGAGCAGUACUGAAACAUUGCCUGUUUUUCUUGGAAUAAACUGUGCACGUUUUUUGCGAUUGGUUGAGAUUGAACUAUCUACAAGAGAAAUCUGUUUACAGUUUGAAUUGCAAUUUAAUUUGUCAUUGCUUUGAUGAA
Molecule: messenger RNA, 1034 nt
Organism: Andrographis paniculata
Lineage: Eukaryota; Viridiplantae; Streptophyta; Magnoliopsida; Lamiales; Acanthaceae
Exons: 5
Coding region: 118-732 (204 amino acids)
Molecular function (GO): serine-type endopeptidase activity
Source: RefSeq, a predicted model, not a curated record